Polyodon spathula (Mississippi paddlefish) is the source of this 2763-nucleotide messenger RNA. It is a transcript of the gene oafb, whose product is annotated as OAF homolog b (Drosophila). NCBI's taxonomy places the organism in Eukaryota, Metazoa, Chordata, Actinopteri, Acipenseriformes, Polyodontidae. The record is from RefSeq and is a predicted model, not a curated record. The coding region runs from base 573 to 1394 and encodes 273 amino acids. The transcript is spliced from 4 exons.
CUUGGGAACUUCUGGAAAGUCAGUCUGCGCCGUGGAUUGUGAUGUUUCUGAAGGAAGUGACGGUAUGAAUGAAGGGGGGGGAAAAACAGUAUCCUAAGGAGAAAAACAGAAUCCGAGUAUUAAAGGCACAGAGCGAGCCACGGAGACGGAGAGCGUUUGCAAAGCUGCUGGUGAAUAGCAUCGGUUUGCCGGAGAACACACACGAAACAGCAUUGCUCAGCUUGUCUCAGACCGCAAUCUCGGACACAAAGAAGAGACACUUUUUUUUUCUUCUACUUUGUUGUAUCUGGAACUGUAGCAUUGUUAGCCAAAAAAAAAACAUGAUACUUUUCUCGCAUUGCAAGACAAGAAUGGAAGGUUUGAAAGCAACCGGCAGUUCCUGUUAUCAGCGGUUGUAAACUUUAUUUGCGUUUUUAUUUUAUUUAACAAACGCAAUUCUGCUUUGUUUUGAAGAAGUUUUGGAAAAGUUAAGGAUCGCGCUUUUGCGCCCCUGUGUUUUCCCGUCCUCGGUUCGGUUCUGCGGUUUGUUCCGGUUGUUUUUUUUUUGUUUGUUUGUUUUUUUUGUGGUUGGGAUGUUUGCGGUGUGGAUCUUGCCUGGUUCAGAACGGAUUUCCCGGGUUCUAGCGGCGCUCGUCCUCCUGUUUCUUGCUGGGCAGUGCUCGGAGUUAAAGGUGCGGGUCCGAUUGUCAGAUGGGCAAGUCACAGAGGAAAGUUUAGAAGCGGACAGCGAGAGAGACUCCAUAAGUUUGGAGUUUAAACAAGGGGAUGGUACCCUUAUCACGUUCAUCGCAGAUAUCAAACAGGGUGUGAAGGUGUUCCGCUCGCUGAUCCUGGGCGAGCUGGAGAGGGGGCAGAGCCAGUACCAGGCGCUGUGCUUCAUCACCAGGCUCGACCACAGCGAGAUCAUCCCCAGCGAGUCCAUGGCCAAGCUGAGACAGAAAAACCCGCGUGCGAUCCGGACUGCGGAGGAGCAGAGGGGGGUGGAGCAGCUGACGAUGAACGUGGCGGUGAACUUCAGCAAGGCAUCGCAGCUCAGCGGACACAUCCACAACGUCUGUGCGGAGGCACAGGAGGCCGUCUACACACGAGAGGCUGACGUCAAGUACUGGCUGGAGAGAGGUGUGGACGGCUCCAUGUUCGAGAUCCUUCCCCAGGCUGUCGACUUCCCUGAGCUGCAGGGCUGCCAGUCCAGCACAGACCUGUGGAGGCCCUGCACCUGCAGCUACAGCCUGAAGCUUGAGUGGUACCCCUGCCUGCUGAAGUACUGCCGCAGCCGGGACGCCACCGGUAAGAUGACCCCCUACAAGUGUGGCAUCAAGAGCUGCCGUAAAGGAUACCAGUUUGACUAUUACGUGCCGCAGAAACUGCUCUGCCUUUGGGACGAGGAGACCUAGCUUCCACCCUCGUCAUGAAGCACUGUGGAUUCUUUUGUUCUCAUUAAAUUAUUAAGUGUAUUUUUAUUUAUAUAUAUAUAUACACAUUGGAGCUGUGAUGUUGAAAUCCAAGUAGUUGUGCAGCAGCCAGUCUUAACCAGCUGCAGGAGUCUGCAUUGGCGUGUACCUCCCCAAGUUGCUUCGCUCAGUGCACAACCUCAGUGCUGGAGCAGCCGUAUUCACUGAUCCCUAACGCUCUGAGGUCCUGCACACCUUGGUCCAGUUUGCUGGCUUUGUUCACAUUGACUGCACUUGUAAUGUAAUAUACCUGCCUGGAUACCUGCGCGGAGUUGGAGAGGAGUCCACAAGCCCUGGAGGUUUCUCCUCGGAUCCUGUACAAUACAGAGGCUGUCUGCUCUUGACAUUGAAGGGCAGUGGUGGAGUGCUUUGGACUGUGCAGGUUUGUGCAGUCUGACCACAUCGCAAAUGGAAACUCAGGACAGACUCUUGCAUAGUUACAGUUGCUUUAAAGGACCUCUAACAUGCAGGUUAUUGUCAGUUGCAGACUAACAUGUUACACAGAAGGUAGGAUGGGUGAGCAUCUUUUUACAGCCUUACGUCAAAAACUAAUUUGAACCCCACGGCCAGUAACGCUAACACCGCGCUCUAAUUGAGAUAUUCGGGGGAUCACAAAAGAUCCGGCUGGAGGAUUAAGUUCUCCACAGUACCAGUGAUCCGAGGUUUAACCAGUCUGUCUACGUGUCGGAUACAGUGGCCAGCUUACGCUGUGUGUUCGUUUCGAUGACUCACUUUACUGGGGUGCAGUCAUGCGCGGCAGUCCUGUCUACUACCAAGUCCAGCAGUGACAGCGGGAAGGCAAAUUAUUAUUUUUGGUACAUGAAACAUUUCAGGAAUACCUGAAUCCUCCAAACGUCCGCACACAUCGUGCAGGCUCUGUGAUGAAGUCAGCGCUCGUUUGUUUUAUGACGACACCACAAGUGAAGUGAAGCAAACCACUUCAAAGAACCGUGGCAGGUGCACCAGUGGAAGAGGUGCUGCUGGCCAGGCUGGAGAACCCCCUGGCUGCUUUCUUCCUUGUACGUGGGGUGGUUUGCAAGAGAAGAAUACAAGACAAAAUGUUUCUGCUUCUGUAAUGUCAGUUUUUAAUAUGCUGUAUAUAUAUAUAUUAAUAACUACAAAAGCCAAAAAGCAGUCUUCUCUGUAUAAAACACUAAAAAAGCUGCCAUUUUAUGUUUUGAAGUGCCUUAACUUGAGCUGUAAAGCCUUGAUUACUACAUUGAGUCACAGACAGAAUUAUUUUUGUAUUAAAAUGUUGUGUUGCGGGGAGGGGGAGUUUAUUUCAGAAAAAAAAAUGAAGUAAUUUGUAAAA